Molecule: messenger RNA, 2930 nt
Organism: Bolinopsis microptera
Lineage: Eukaryota; Metazoa; Ctenophora; Tentaculata; Lobata; Bolinopsidae
Exons: 1
Coding region: 12-1049 (345 amino acids)
Source: RefSeq, a predicted model, not a curated record
UUGUAGGUCACAUGACCGUGGAACAGCAGUCGAGUACCACAAGAACAGAAACAGAAGACCUCAACAAUGCUGCUCUUCUGCAGCACAAAUACAACCUUACUAAGUCUAAAAGUAAAGAAGAGGAGGUAGGUGGUCCUACUCUUCUGGAGGUCCUCGAACUUCAGAGAUCCUCAGCUGUAGUAUCUCGUUCUGGUACUAAAGGUGGACAUUCGGCACGUGGUGAUGGAAGUAAUAACAUUUCUGGCGGAUCAGAUGAUGGAUCUCAACCCCCUCUCAGAUUAGCAUGGCUGUCAAGAUAUGAUCAGAGAAUAAUUGAUCUGAUAUUCUGGAAGAGUAAAACAAAAUCCUUCUUCACCUUCAGUUGGAUAAUCACAAUUUUGGUGGUCUUGCGAACCCACUCCGCCGCCUACGUCCUCUCCGCAGCACUGAUGAGUCUGAUGAUUGUGAUGAUGUUGUUUGUGGGAGGGAGCACAGUACUUCAAGCUGCCACAUUACACACAGCCAAACAUCCGUUCGCUUCAACACUCUCCGGGGACAUCACCUUACCUGAGUCCAUGCAGAGCACUAUAUCAGAUGUUCUCCUGAGUCUUAUCAAUGGUUCCCUGGACUUUGUCGGCAGGAUCGUUCUUGUUCAGAGUUUUAGUUUGACCCUCAGAGCCAUCACUCUGCUGUGGAUUAUUUGGGCCCACAUUGAUGACAUCUACCUCCUACUCAUUAUUAUGACCUGUGCUUUGUUCUUCAUCCCAAAAUUCUAUCAGGAGCACACCGAUACGUGUGAAUCAGUAAUUGAAGUGUACGAAGAAAACAGCCUUACUGGAGUUAUCUCCGCUCAAUUUGAAACCCUGGAGGCAGAGCAAGACGCUGCUAACAAAAACCCACUCAAUGGAAAUUUGGUGACAAAUUCAAAAGAAGUUCUCACGGCGUCCAUCACCGGGAUACUGAUUGUGUUGCUGGUGAAAUAUUUCCUGGCUAAUGAUCAGGGUGAGAUUCCACAUCUUUUCACUUAUAUUUGGUCUCUCUACCAAUCUGCAGUGAAAUCUAGUCAGUGAAAUGUGUACAGAUGUUUUCUUUUCUUGCUGUGCGCCUUUCCUAGAACGAAGAAACUGCUAUUAAAAUGUUUGUUGUGAUAUUUUAUUCGAUGACUAAAUUCGAAUGAAUAUCAUCGGCAUUACACAUCAGUAAUUUAUUAUAGGACUGCACCAAUUGCACUGUUUCGGUUUAUAGAUCUUAAUUUAUGAUUUUGUUCUGAUAUCAUCAUAUAUACAUAUUACAUAAUUACAUAUAUUAUGCAUGUUGCCUUGCAGGUGUUUUUAUGUUUUAUCGUUUGAAAUGUUUUGUAUAAUUGAUUUGUUGAUGGUGUAACAUAGUCACUCAUAAUUAUAUAAAUACAUAUUACAUACGUUAUACAAAUAAUAAAUACGCGUCUUAAUGUAUCAUCCACAACUGUAACUUGAUUUGAUUUCUAUUUCUUUUUUAGCAUGAUAUAUAAAUCAAUUAUUAAAUCUGUAGGUGCUAUCAGAAUUGAUCUGUUGUAUUCAGUCUUGGAUUAAAAUAUUAAUUUUCGAUUGCAGAAUUAUGAUUUCCGCAAUUCAAGGAAUUUACGUUGCUAAUCUAUGAUACAAUCCAUGAAACAAAAAAUGAAAGCAUCUAUGUAUGUAUCCGGUAUCGUCGAUCACAAACUAAAUAAAGCGAAUUAUAAAGUUUAAGCUGCUGUUAGUAGAUGAAGUUAUAGAUGAAUAUAUGAUGAGUUGUGUGCUGAGUAUGUGUAGGUAUUGGGGGUUCUUUCCGAAAGUGAACUUAGUCAACAACUAAACUCUCAAUUGAAGCAAAAAGUAUUUCCGAAACAACUUUUAGGUGCGAAAACUUGUGUUUGAUUUAAAACCUAAAUUUUUACCUAAGUCAAUAAUUCAACUUAAGCUCUACAACGUUUUGAACUUAAAUGUAACUGUGGUCCGGACACUACUUCAGUAGAAUAGAUGUAUGUUCUUCAUUAUGGUAUGAUACAAAGAAAUACAACGCCUUGAUGUCAAUUAAAAUAUAACGGGCAAUUUCCUUUCUCCGUCCCCUUCCUCUCCACAGAAGGGUACUGUUCAUGAUGUGAUCUCUUAAGCACAAAGACUGAGCGUUUAAAAGGAAGAAUUCUUUGCGGUUGACAUAGAUCUCCUCGUUGGUUUUUGGAGCUUUCUUCCUUAUCUGAGUUUCAUCUAUCGCUCUCGACCAACUACGGAACUGUCCCUACUCCGAGAAGCCUUCCUUGACUUUUUUAAUUAUGCUGACCUCGAUCACGGACGGAAAAUGCUCAAAGUGGACCAUGAUAUCCAGGUGCCUCUGAAGUUCUAAUGAUUAUCUUGAAUGUGAUGGAUCUAUUCACAUGGAGAGUUUGUAGAGAAUUUCCUGACACGAAGAAGUUGAGACUUCAGAGUGAUAUUUAAUUGGUCGAGGGCAGAUACUUCUGUUUUGGUGUGUGGUGCCUGUGUUGCCUCGAGUAAAAUUGUGUAACUCGUAAUUAUCCAAUUGUAGAAGCACUCCGACUAACACACAACGUGCAAAUCAACAAAAUGUCCGCACUGAACUGUGUACAGAGUUUUAAAGCUGAGUUUUAGUGCAGCUCAACAAAUAAUAUACACGUGUCUUCUUAUUCUUACGUGUACUUAAUUGUAGUUUCGAAAACGACUCAAGUGCUAGACGCGAGUUAAAUAUAUAAAAAGGUUAAAGUAAAGUGUCGGAAAUACAUAAUAAGUAGAGUUUCGGAAACACUUGAUACGAAUUUAAUUGAGUCACAUAGUGUUCAUUACUACCACUUAAAAGUGUAAUUUUGGAAAGAACCUCCAGAAUAUUAAUUGUAAGUAAAUUUCAGUUUUGACUAUUGUGCUAUUUUGAAUUUAUUGUUUUGUGUUUUUGAAUUAAAAUGCUGUAUUACAUACAUUACA